Messenger RNA from Salvia splendens (bonfire salvia), 1353 nucleotides. RefSeq names its product probable 3-ketoacyl-CoA synthase 21. Gene Ontology annotation, molecular function: acyltransferase activity, transferring groups other than amino-acyl groups. NCBI's taxonomy places the organism in Eukaryota, Viridiplantae, Streptophyta, Magnoliopsida, Lamiales, Lamiaceae. The coding region runs from base 1 to 1335 and encodes 444 amino acids. The transcript has a single exon. The record is from RefSeq and is a predicted model, not a curated record. Gene Ontology annotation, cellular component: membrane. Gene Ontology annotation, biological process: fatty acid biosynthetic process.
AUGGCCGCAUCUCUACUACGUAGCCUAUUUGAUCUCACCACCUUCACCAACAACUUGCUAGGCUUGGCCCCAAUCCUAAUAGCAUCCAUCUUCUACCUCAUUCACAAGAAGCAGACCACGGUCCGCCUCCUCGACUACGCGUGCUACAAGCCCCCGCCCUCCUACCGCGCCCCCACAUCCAUGUUCGUGGAGCACCUCGAACACGAGCACGAACUCGACCAAGAAAGCGUUGACUUCCAGGUCAAGAUCAUCGAGAAGUCCGGGUUCGGGGAGGAGACCAGCAUCCCCCCGGCCCUAGCCCGCCACCCCAGCGACAAGUCCAUCUCCUUCUCCAUCGACGAGACAAAGACGGUGGUCUUCAACGUGGUCGAAACCCUCCUCCACAAGUCGAACACAAACCCUAGGAACAUCGACAUCCUCAUCACGAAUUCGAGCAUGUUCUGCCCCACACCCUCACUGAGUGCCCUAAUUGUGAACAAAUUCAAGAUGAGGAGCAACAUCAUGAGCUUCAACCUCUCAGGAAUGGGAUGCAGUGCAGGGAUUAUAUCCAUAGGCCUAGCCAAAGACCUACUCAAAGUCCACAAAAACUCACUAGCCCUCAUUGUAAGCAGUGAGGCCAUGAACCUAAACUGGUACACCGGCAAGAACCGGUCAAUGCUGCUCACCAACUGCCUCUUCCGCCUAGGCGGCGCCGCAAUACUCAUGUCUAGCAGAGACCAAGACAAAGAAAAGGCCAAAUACUCAUUGCAACAUCUGGAAAGAACUCACAAAGGCCAAGACAACAGAUCAUACUCUUGCAUCAUUCAAGAACUCGACCAAGACAACAAACUCGGCGUCUCCAUCACAAAGAACACCGUGGCUGUAGCCGGAGAAGCCCUGAAGGCGAACAUGGCCGUGUUGGGGCCUAGUGUUUUGCCUUUAAAGGAGCAAAUAACCUAUGCUAUUUCCCUCAUCAUUCGAAAAACAUACAUACCUAAAUUCAGAAAUGCUUUUGAGCAUUUCUGCAUUCACCCUGGCGGCAGGGCUGUGAUCUCUGCUAUCAAGAAGAGCCUGAGCAUGGAGGAAGGAGACGUGGAAGCUUCUAGAAUGACGCUGCAUAGAUUCGGGAACACUUCCUCUUCGUCGAUAUGGUAUGAGCUGAGCUACAUUGAGGCGAAGGGGAGGAUGAGGAAAGGUGAUAAAGUGUGGCAGCUUGCAGUUGGGAGUGGAUUUAAGUGCAACAGUGCGGUGUGGAAGUGUCUGUGCAACGUUGAAGGCAGUGACGAGACGAAUGUGUGGAGUGAUGGGAUUCAUUCGUAUCCGGUGGAAAUACCAGAGACCAUCAACAUACUUUAAUUUGAUGCUAAUUUUAUG